Molecule: messenger RNA, 1927 nt
Organism: Fusarium redolens
Lineage: Eukaryota; Fungi; Ascomycota; Sordariomycetes; Hypocreales; Nectriaceae
Product: FAD dependent oxidoreductase-domain-containing protein
Exons: 1
Coding region: 151-1845 (564 amino acids)
Biological process (GO): NAD+ biosynthetic process
Molecular function (GO): L-aspartate oxidase activity
Source: RefSeq, a predicted model, not a curated record
AUCUGGGGAAACAUGGCGGUGAUCGGCGGGAGAAGGAUUCGUUGAGACGAAUUAAAACAAGUCGAUUCCCAUGUUUGCUCAAUAUUUACUUUUGAAGUCUCAGAUUGUCAUUUUUGAGUUGACUGUUGGUUGACUCAUCAGCCAUCAAGAAUGGGCGAACUCUCUGAACCCCCCAAUGGGCACGUCAAAAACAUCACCUCAUGGCAAACAGCUUAUUUAAAAACACGACCAAAGCACUUCUCAACAGAUAUUCUAAUCGCAGGCGGUGGACUAGGCGGUGUCGCAGCAGCACUCGGAGCUCUCCGUCGAGGCCGUAGUGUUUUUCUCACUGAAGAAUAUGACUGGCUAGGCGGCCAAUUAACUAGCCAAGCUGUACCUCCAGAUGAACAUACCUGGGUUGAGCAAUUCGGCGUCACACGGUCUUAUCGCGCACUACGUGAUGGGAUAAGGCAGUUUUAUCGCGAUAAUUAUCCGCUGACAGAGGAAGCGAGACGGAGAGCGCAGCUGAAUCCUGGAGCGGGACAUGUCAGCAAGCUUUGUCAUGAGCCGAGAGUUGCAGUGGCUGUCAUUGAAGCUAUGCUCAUGCCGUUCAUCGGUAGUGGACUGCUCACUGUUAAGAAGCGCGUUAAGCCUGUUUUUUGUGAGAUGCUUGGGCAGGUUGUGAGGUCUGUUGAGUUUCGGAAGUUAGAUGAUGGGGGGACAUUCACUGUUGAUGCAAAGUACGUUAUUGAUGCUACGGAACUGGGGGACUUGCUACCCAUUACCAAAACGCCGUAUGUGACGGGUUUUGAGUCUCGAAGACACACGGGAGAACCGAGUGCGCCGGAGGAAGCGCAGCCUCAGAACUCCCAAGCUGUAUCGAUUUGUUUCGCUGUGGAUCACAUCGAGGGCGAAGAUCAUACGAUUCCAAAACCCGAGAGAUACGAUCACUGGAGAAGCUUCCACCCUGAUUUCUGGGGCGCCCCGUUACUUGGUCUCAAGGCGCCGCAUCCACGAACGCUAGAGAUUGUUGAGCGAGAGUUUACACCAAACCCGAACGAUGAUCCAGCUUCCGUGAUUUCAGACCAGAGAAAGUCAGGAGGAGACAUGAAUCUCUGGACAUUCCGACGAAUUGCAGCAAAGGAUAACUUCAUCCCUGGAGCGUAUCGUUCAGAUAUUUGCCUCGUCAACUGGCCCAUGAUCGACUACUUCGAAAAGCCCAUCAUUGACGUCUCAGAGGAUGAACUCCAAGAGCGUCUCGCUAAAGCCGCAUCCUUGUCGUACAGUAUGCUAUAUUACCUCCAAACAGACUGUCCCCGAGCCGAUGGAAAGGGCACAGGCUAUCCUGGUCUUCGCCUGAGAGGUGAUAUAACCGGCACAGAACAUGGUCUCGCAAUGGCUCCCUACGUCCGCGAAUCUCGACGCAUCAAAGCCGUGACCACGAUCGUGGAGCAAGAUCUCUCCCUUGACGUCCGUGGCUCAAAAGGCGCAGUUCAUUAUCCCGAUAGUGUCGGCGUAGGAAUGUAUCGUAUCGACCUCCAUCCAUCCACCGGCGGUGAUAAUUACAUCGAUGUAGCCUGCUGCCCAUUCGAGAUUCCUCUUGGUGCUUUGAUACCAAUUGAAAGACCGAAUUUGCUUGCGGCGUCGAAGAACAUAGGGACUACACAUAUUACGAAUGGAUGUUACAGGUUACAUCCUGUUGAGUGGAAUAUUGGUGAGGCGGCGGGGUUGUUGGCGGCGCAUUGUUUGGACAAGGAAUUGUCGCCGCAUGGUGUGCAAGGGAAGAAGGAGUUGUUUAAGGAGUUUCAGGAUAUGAUCAUCAAAGAGGGUAUUGAGACGGAGUGGCCUGAUGUAUCUGGAUACUGAUCGGGCAUCGUAGAGUUGUGAUGGGAGGUAAUGCUGGGUUACAGGAACACAAGAGUCUUGUAUCAAGACAUAGAUGGCGGAA